This is a messenger RNA of Austrofundulus limnaeus, 1904 nucleotides long. RefSeq names its product F-box and leucine-rich repeat protein 3a (gene fbxl3a). Lineage: Eukaryota; Metazoa; Chordata; Actinopteri; Cyprinodontiformes; Rivulidae. The transcript is spliced from 5 exons. Gene Ontology annotation, molecular function: protein binding. Gene Ontology annotation, cellular component: mitochondrion. Bases 246 to 1562 code for a protein of 438 amino acids. The record is from RefSeq and is a predicted model, not a curated record.
AAACAACACCUCGCCAUUUCAGGGUAGGGGGGGUUGUUGAAGCUCACUCAGAGGAAUUAGGUCAGGUGAGCGGAGGUUGUACGCUCUUAUUUUCUGUCSUCAGACCGUCAUUGAGUUCCGAUGCGAGUUAUUUUGUUGGUACGAAUGAGUUUUUCCUYCGUGGGUCCGGGUUGAAGAGUGAAACCAGUGUACGGAUUUUCCACCAGACCGGCUAACAGACCUAGCUGUGUGUGUAAACAAAAAGGAUGAAACGGAUAAAAGGGGGAGAGGAGGUCAGCAAUGCGUGCCCCAGCGAAAGCCCGCCUGAGGCGUGCAAGAAGGUGCGGAAGCAGAUGAGCGAGGAGUCGGAGGCAGCGGUGGCUGGUGAGUCACGGGCCUGUGACUGGUCGCUGCUGCCUCAGGAGCUCCUGCUGCACAUUUUCCAGCACCUUCCACUGCUCGACCGGGCGUAUGCCUCUCAGGUGUGCCGUGGGUGGAACCAGGCUUUUCACAUGCCUGAGCUCUGGAGAUGCUUCGAGUUUGAGCUGAACCAGCCAGCGAGCUCAUACUUGAAAGCCACACACCCAGACCUCAUCAAGCAGAUCAUAAAGAGGCACUCCAACCACCUUCAGUAYGUCAGCUUCAAGGUGGACAGUAGCACAGAGUCUGCAGAGGCAGCAUGUGAUAUUCUGUCACAGUUGGUGAAUUGCUCACUGAAGACCCUGGGACUCAUCUCCACAGCCCGGCCCAGUUUCAUGGAGGUUCCAAAGUCUCAUUUUAUCUCAGCUCUCACUGUGGUGUUCGUCAACUCCAAAUCGUUGUCUUCCCUGAAGAUUGACGACACACCGGUUGACGAUCCGUCUCUGAAGGUGCUGGUGGCCAACAACAGCGACACCCUGAAACUGCUGAAGAUGAGCAGCUGCCCUCAUGUCUCACCUGCAGGGAUCCUGUGUGUGGCAGACCAGUGCCACGGUUUGAGAGAGCUCGCGCUGAACUACCACCUCCUCAGUGACGAGCUCCUCCUGGCCCUGUCCUCAGAGAAACACGUCCACCUGGAGCACCUGCGUAUCGAUGUGGUGAGCGAGAACCCAGGCCAGCACUUCCACUCCAUCAAGAAGAGCAGCUGGGACGCCAUGGUGCGCCACUCACCCAAAUUCAACCUGGUCAUGUACUUUUUCCUCUAYGAGGACGAGUUCGGCCCGUUCUUCAACGACGAGAUCCCUGUCACGCACCUCUACUUUGGCCGCUCAGUCAGCAAGGAGGUCCUGGGUCGUGUUGGACUGCACUGYCCCCGUCUGGUGGAGCUGGUUGUAUGCGCUAACGGUCUGCGCCCUCUGGACGAAGAGCUAAUCCGCAUCGCCAAGCACUGCACUCAGCUGUCGGCCAUCGGCCUGGGAGAGUGCGAGGUGUCCUGCAGCGCAUUUGUAGAGUUUGUCAAAAUGUGCGGCAGGAGGCUGUCCCAGCUGUCCAUCAUGGAGGAGGUGCUGAUUCCAGAUCAUAAAUAUUCUCUGGAUGAGAUCCACUGGGAGGUGUCGAAGCACCUGGGCCGGGUCUGGUUCCCGGACAUGAUGCCGACCUGGUAGCAGAAAGCUGAGCACCGAGGGUUCAGCUCAUCAGAGCUCUUGUUGGACAAUCAUAAAUCAAAAAGUGUUUAAACGCUCAGCUGAAGUUGAAACAUUCGGUGCCAACAUGGUGAGCAGAACUCUUGUUUGGAGUGAAAGGCAGGGUUGUGCCCAAACUUUACACAACCCUGCAAAAACUGGAGACAUUKCUCUCUACGAUGGAGCAGUUAGAAGAAAAUCCACACAUUACUAACAUCUAAAUUCAGUUUAAACAUUGUUCCUCAGCUGUGAUGGUCUGGAUCCAGAGAGAGUGUGUGUAGGCAAGUGUGCAGAUGUGUUUUACUGUUUAUUAUUAUUUUAGGU